AUGACACUAGUGCUCUACUGUCCCACUGGCUUUCUGAAGAGUGGAACUGGCAGCCGCGUGGCUGAUGUGUUGAAGGUGUUAACUGGCAGCCGCGUGGCUGAUGUGUUGAAGGUGUUAACUGGCAGCCGCGUGGCUGAUGUGUUGAAGGUGUUAACUGGCAGCCGCGUGGCUGAUGUGUUGAAGGUGUUAACUGGCAGCCGCGUGGCUGAUGUGUUGAAGGUGUUAACUGGCAGCCGCGUGGCUGAUGUGUUGAAGGUGUUAACUGGCAGCCGCGUGGCUGAUGUGUUGAAGGUGUUAACUGGCAGCCGCGUGGCUGAUGUGUUGAAGGUGUUAACUGGCAGCCGCGUGGCUGAUGUGUUGAAGGUGUUAACUGGCAGCCGCGUGGCUGAUGUGUUGAAGGUGUUAACUGGCAGCCGCGUGGCUGAUGUGUUGAAGGUGUUAACUGGCAGCCGCGUGGCUGAUGUGUUGAAGGUGUUAACUGGCAGCCGCGUGGCUGAUGUGUUGAAGGUGUUAACUGGCAGCCGCGUGGCUGAUGUGUUGAAGGUGUUAACUGGCAGCCGCGUGGCUGAUGUGUUGAAGGUGUUAACUGGCAGCCGCGUGGCUGAUGUGUUGAAGGUGUUAACUGGCAGCCGCGUGGCUGAUGUGUUGAAGGUGUUAACUGGCAGCCGCGUGGCUGAUGUGUUGAAGGUGUUAACUGGCAGCCGCGUGGCUGAUGUGUUGAAGGUGUUAACUGGCAGCCGCGUGGCUGAUGUGUUGAAGGUGUUAACUGUGCUGAGCCGUCAAAUCGGUGAGCAGCUGCUCUUUGUCACGAAGCCACACCCACCCAAUUGUUAGA
This is a messenger RNA of Salvelinus namaycush (lake trout), 835 nucleotides long. RefSeq lists its product as uncharacterized. Lineage: Eukaryota; Metazoa; Chordata; Actinopteri; Salmoniformes; Salmonidae. The transcript is spliced from 5 exons. Gene Ontology annotation, molecular function: magnesium ion transmembrane transporter activity. The record is from RefSeq and is a predicted model, not a curated record. Gene Ontology annotation, biological process: magnesium ion transport. Gene Ontology annotation, cellular component: membrane. Bases 1 to 834 code for a protein of 277 amino acids.